AUGACGACCGGCACCUUCAGACACAUUGAUCUGAGUGCUCUGCCACCAGGUGUUAAACCAUGGGCCAAGGUAGAUGCGGAUGCAUCGUCUUUCAAGUUGGCAAACCACAAGCGAUCAGUGCACAACCUGAGGGGUCGCGAAAACGAGUUCACCACUGAUAACUCAGGUUUCACGGUUUACAACGAACCAGCCAAGGAGAAGACAUUCACCAACGAAGCCGACGUCAGAGACGGCUACUACCAGGAGGUUGAGGCACUAUUGCGCAAGCGGAUACCUGGCAUCAAGAAAGUUACCAUCUUUGACCACACGAUCCGCAGGCGCACGCCGGAUUCCCCGCGGGCACCGGUCCAGCAGGUGCACGUGGACCAAACCCCGGGAGCCGCCGAAGCCAGAGUGCGGAGACAUCUGCCGAAGGAAGAGGCCGAGGAGCUCUUGAAAGGACGAUACCAGAUCAUCAACGUGUGGCGACCCAUCGAGAACCCGGCGAGCGACUUUCCGCUCGCUGUGAUUGACUGGAGGACCACAGUGCCAGAUGACUUUGUGCCGGUUGACCUGUUGUACCCCAAGCGUGCCGAUUCCGUUAUGGACGACGAUGACCGGGGCAAGGAGGUGCGCCCGGACGAGUCCGCGUGGUUUUCGACCGAGGGCUACGAGGUCCGAGGUGAGACAAUGGGCGUGAGCCACAACUCAAACCAGAAGUUCUACUACCAGAAAGACAUGACACCGGAUGAGGUCCUGCUAUUGAAGUGCUAUGACUCAUUUGGCGAAGGACAACCGUUGGGGAAGAAGGGCAUUGCUGUUCGCACGCCUCACACGGCGUUCGUCGAUCCAGCGACGCCCGAAGAUGCUCCCGGCCGUCAGAGCAUUGAGGUCAGAUGCUUAGUGUUUUACGAGUAG
Molecule: messenger RNA, 897 nt
Organism: Neoarthrinium moseri
Lineage: Eukaryota; Fungi; Ascomycota; Sordariomycetes; Amphisphaeriales; Apiosporaceae
Exons: 1
Coding region: 1-897 (298 amino acids)
Molecular function (GO): oxidoreductase activity
Source: RefSeq, a predicted model, not a curated record